Messenger RNA from Vanessa atalanta (red admiral), 4137 nucleotides. RefSeq names its product furin-like protease 2. The coding region runs from base 121 to 3930 and encodes 1269 amino acids. Gene Ontology annotation, cellular component: Golgi membrane; trans-Golgi network. The transcript is spliced from 12 exons. The record is from RefSeq and is a predicted model, not a curated record. Gene Ontology annotation, biological process: protein processing. NCBI's taxonomy places the organism in Eukaryota, Metazoa, Arthropoda, Insecta, Lepidoptera, Nymphalidae. Gene Ontology annotation, molecular function: serine-type endopeptidase activity.
CCCUGGUCGGACGUAUCAAUGCCUAGGGGAUAAAUAACGCGAGUGUAAAUUAAAAAAAAAUUACGUAAUGAAGGUCGAUAUGAGAGUUCAAAAGCGGUAAUGCAAUGAGCGACGUGCGUUAUGCCACCUAUUUACUUGAUCGUGUUAUUGACAGUGCUGGACUUGUGUGUGCCACUGUACCACGAUCAGUUUGCACUGCUCGUACCAGAUGGACGUGCAGAUCAACUGGCCCAUAGACAUGGCUUUAUCAAUCAUGGGCAGAUCGGGAACCUGAAACAUUUCUACUUAUUCUCACAUCCACAUCUGAGUAAGAGAUCUGUAAACGCAAGCAAAGAUUAUGAAGUACGACUGAAAAAUGAUCCUCAGGUGAGAUGGGUUAUGCAGCAGCGCGAGUUGAGAAGAGUGAAGAGAGACCAACGUCCUCGGCACGUGAUGCGUCAGUCGCCGCUGUCAUUCCCAGAUCCUCUAUUUAAGGAGCAGUGGUACCUGAACGGCGGCGCCGCAGAUGGCCUGGACAUGAACGUCGGUAUCGCUUGGCGCAAGGGUUACACGGGAAAGGGGGUCGUUAUAACGAUACUGGAUGACGGCAUUCAACCCAACCACCCGGAUCUUUUGCAGAAUUACGAUCCUGCUGCUUCGACAGAUAUAAAUGGAAAUGACACCGAUCCCACGCCGCAGGACAAUGGCGAUAAUAAACAUGGCACCCGUUGUGCCGGCGAAGUCGCUGCGGUUGCCUAUAACAAAUAUUGUGGUGUAGGCAUCGCAUACAAUGCUAGCAUAGGAGGCGUGAGAAUGCUGGAUGGCCUAGUUAACGAUGCAGUGGAAGCUAAAGCGCUCGGAUUCAAUACUCACCACAUAGACAUUUAUAGCGCUUCCUGGGGACCCGAGGACGACGGAAAAACCGUCGACGGACCUGGCCCCUUAGCUAGAAGGGCUUUUAUAAAUGGAGUCACAAAUGGCAGGGGAGGAAAAGGUUCUAUUUUUAUAUGGGCAUCGGGAAACGGUGGAAGGCAUACCGAUUCCUGUAACUGUGAUGGUUACGCUAAUAGUAUAUUUACGAUAUCAAUAUCUAGUGCUACUCAAGGUGGUUAUAAACCUUGGUAUUUAGAAGAAUGUUCGUCUACUUUAGCCUCGACUUAUAGUUCGGGUACCCCUGGCAGAGAUAAAAGUGUUGCAACUGUCGAUAUGGAUGUUCAAUUACGGCCAGAUCAUAUUUGCACAGUUGACCACACAGGUACGUCAGCAUCUGCACCAUUAGCAGCCGGAAUUUGUGCACUCUCAUUAGAAGCUAACUCAUUAUUGACAUGGCGGGAUAUGCAACAUCUGAUCGUAAUGACAUCCAGAUCACAGCCAUUAGAAAAAGAGGAAGGGUGGAUUGUUAAUGGAGUAAAACGAAAAGUAAGCCAUAAAUUUGGUUAUGGACUCAUGGACGCAGGUCAAAUGGUCUCACUAGCGGAACAAUGGGUAAAUGUACCGCCGCAACAUAUAUGUAAGUCACAAGAAAUAAAUGAAGACAGGUCUAUUGAAACUUCUUUUGGCUAUACAAUAUCCGUUCACAUGGACGUAAAUGGCUGUAGUGGCACAAUGAACGAGGUCAGAUUUUUGGAACAUGUUCAAUGUAAAAUUUCACUAAGCUUUUUUCCAAGAGGAAAUUUACGGAUACUGCUUACUUCGCCAAUGGGAACUACGUCCACCUUAUUAUUCGAGAGAACUCACGAUGCGACUAGUUCCAACUUUGAUGACUGGCCUUUUUUAAGCGUACAUUUUUGGGGUGAAAACGCCGAGGGUCGAUGGACACUUCAAAUAAUAAACGCGGGAAAUAAUCACGUCACCCAACCGGGUGUGUUGAAAAAAUGGCAGCUUAUUUUUUACGGAACAGCCACGAAUCCGAUACGAUUGCAAAAUAAAAGUUAUUUCAACUCGAUUAAUGUUCAACAAGAUGAAAAAACCUAUCACAUUAAUGACAUUUAUGACGCGUCUGAAUAUUCGCAAUUUCUCAAUGAAAUCGAACUUGGCGUUUCGGAUAGGCGUAGCUAUACGAAAAAUAUUCCAUCGGCCCAGAGAAAAAACGUUUUAGCGGAUGCUAAUGAUAAGCAAGUGCAGAGGAUGUGCGAUCCUGAAUGUGAUUCGCAAGGUUGUUAUGGAAAGGGGCCAACUCAGUGUGUCGCAUGUAAGCAUUACCGUUUAGAUAAUUCAUGCGUGUCAAGAUGUCCACCGAGAAGUUUCGUAAAUCAAGGCGGUGUGUGUUGGCCUUGUCACGAGUCAUGCGAAACUUGCGCUGGAGCUGGCCAAGAUUCUUGCCUUACUUGUGCUCCUGCACAUUUACUUGUUGUCGACCUAGCUGUAUGCCUCCAGCAAUGUCCUGAUGGUUAUUAUGAAGAUCAAGAUGCUAAUGCUUGCUUUCCCUGUGCUGAGCAUUGCGAUACCUGCUCGGAAAAGGCGGACAUGUGUUCUUCAUGUGUUCAUAGCUAUGUUCUACAUAAUGGAUCAUGUUUAGCUAUUUGUCCUCCUGGUACAUAUCAAAACGAAAACUUCGGUUGUAUGCAAUGCCACGAAUCAUGCGAAUCUUGUAACGGGCCAAGUGAAACAUCGUGUAUAUCGUGCCGAAUUGGAGAUUAUGCGUUUAAAGGUCGUUGUUUAUCUAAAUGUCCCGCCGGGAAUUACGCGGACAUUCAAAAGAGAGAAUGCAUACCGUGCCCGAUUGGAUGUUUAAUUUGUACAUACGCAAUUUGUUCUGUUUGCCAAGAGAAAUGGAUUCUUACUAAAAGAGGAAACUGCCAGCCGAAUGGAAAUGAUAAAUGCGAUACCAACGAAUAUUAUGAAGGAGGGCGUUGCAAAAAUUGUCAUUCCACUUGUGAGAAAUGUAGCGGACCAAAUGAGUGGGACUGUUUAUCUUGUUCAAGCCCGUUGUUAUUGCAGGGAUCGAGAUGCGUUGCGGAAUGUGGACAAGGUUUUUAUCAGACAGCUGGAAGUUGUUCUAAAUGUCCUCACACUUGCACGAAUUGCGUGUCAAGGUUAAAUUGUACUGCGUGUGCGGGUGCUUUGAGAUUGCAAUCUGGGACAUGUCGGGCAACAUGCGCUCCUGGAUAUUACCCUGAUGAAGGAACUUGCUCCAAAUGCUACUUAUCCUGUGAGACCUGUACCGGUCCAAGAAGAGAUCAAUGUGCAUUAUGUCCGCCAGAUUGGAGGCUAGCAGCUGGAGAGUGUAGACCAGAAUGUCCCCAGAAUUUUUUCCCAUGGGGUGAUAGUUGUAGAAGAUGCCAUCAUUAUUGCCAAGACUGUCAUGGUGCUGGACCACAACGGUGUACAUCCUGUCCACCGCAUUUCUCCUUAGAAAGUGGGUUAUGUGUUGAGUGCCUUAGUUCUCAAUAUUAUGAGCCUAGAACGAGGACAUGCCGUCCAUGUCAUGAUUCCUGCAGGUCUUGUUCUGGGCCUGGGCCUACUAGUUGUGUAACUUGUGCACAUCCAUUGCGCUUAGAUAGAGUGAAUCACAAAUGCCUGCCGUGUUGCACAGAGAGCAUGGUUACGUUGUAUUUGAGUACAAACCAAUCAUCCGACUGUUGUCAUUGCGAUAGGGAUGUGGGUGGUUGCCUCAAUGAAUCUUCAGCUGGUAAGAGGCGCAUUGCGGAGAACAUAGGGGCUCGUAUGACUGCGUCUUUUUUUGUGGACGACGCAAAGGACACGGGGAAUAUACUUCGUGAUCGUGAUUUAUUGAUCAUUUUGAGUGUAGGAGCGACAGUUGUUCUCAUAUCUAUCGCGAUGAUCGCUCUGAGGUUCAGAUCAAAAAGACGCAAGCAUCUUAAAGUAUUUCCUAGGACAAUUUAUUCACAACUAACAUCCGUAGAUGAAGACUACACAUCAGUAAGUUUGGCACACACCGCUUUGAGAAUCAAACCAAGCGAAAACCACGUGAGAGAAGAACCAACAUAGCAACUUAAACCUUAAGUCAAUACGUUUAGAAUAAAUUUACAUUGCAGACUGAUAUAUAGAAGAUUCUAUAGGUACCUUUUAUUAUGUAUAUAAAGUUACUCAAAGGCCGUAAUUAUUUUAAAAAAAAUUGGCGAAUAUUAUGUGUUGAAUUUUUUAAUGUACGAAUUUUUUAUUAAUUAAAUCGAAUCUUAAUAUUGACUGCGUAUC